UACGCUCGUUGUAUGAGUAGUUGUAUCUAAGCAUCAGGCAGUGUUGAUCAAUGGACGACGUGAGCAGCGUUGCGCCGCGCAGCGCUGGCGAAGUAUGGGUGACCGUUAUCAACAAAGGCUUUGACCGAGGCUAACACCAUCUUGGAAAUCUAUAAUCUUUGUCUAUGGACCAACUGCAGAACAGUCUUGAGGACCUGUCCAUUAGGAAUCAGCUUCCUCAGCACAGUAAGGCUGACAAGCCUAUUCUUAAAGAUGAUUCUUUAUUGCACAGACAUGCAGAACUUCACAGUCAGACAUAUGAAACUGUUUAUGAGCUAGAAAGUAGACUUGAUGUAACUGGAUUACAAAAUGCACUGACUACUAACUACUUCCUUGUUAACUCUCAUGCUACAGGGCAAAAGUCACCAACCUAUGCAUUAGAGCAUCAGAAAAGUGCCAUAACUGGUGAUACCAUGAUUUCACAGAGCAAAUCAGUGAAAGGCAUAAGCAAUCCUUACAAUCGACCUCUUAGUGCUAAAGAAGCAAAUGAUGAUAUGCAAAAACAAAGAAAGAGAUAUAUAGCAUCACCUAGUGGCAUAGCAAUCAUUUCUGCCAGUUUAUCUAACCUUCAAAACACUCCAAAUGAUCGUAGGGCUGCACUCGAUUAUUAUUCAGGAAGUUCACUGCAGUAUAACACCUUCAUGCGUCCACAGAGUGGCUUGCGCAAAGACUUGCCUCCAGAUGCAACAUUACCACCACAACAAGUUUGCCAUUCUUCUUUAAAAGCCGGGAACUCUAAUGUUCAGUUUCAAAAAUCCCCGGGUUUGAACCAGUUUACUGGGAAAGUUAUCCAGAAGCAAAAUAACUCAGAUCAAAGCCAGUCAUUGUUCGGGAAAGGACUACUGGUCCCUCCAGAAAGUUCUAAUCAUGUCGCUCAAGCUGCUAAGGCAGCAGCAGGGAGCUGUGAUGUACAGCAAAAGUCUAAUACUUUUGGUAAAUGGAAUCCAAAUUACCCACAAUGCACAUAUGUUGAAGCUAAUUACACUAUUCAUAAGGAUGCCUCAUUGGCUGGAGGCAAUGCACACAAAACAUUCCGCAUUGGCAGUAACAAAACCCGUUCACCAUUAUCUGUAUCAAUUAACAUAGAAAAGUCUUCACCAGUCGGUAAGGAUAUCAACACGCUCAAGCUUCAGCCAAGCCUUCCAUCAUCACUACAUACUGGUGGGAAAGGCCAUGGUCAUCAAGGUGGAUAUGGCAAGAAAGGACCCCUGACUGUUCCUCUUCAUGGCUUUUUCAACCAGGGUGAUGGAGAUUUUAAAGAUAGUAACCCACUUGUCUACAGUCGUAAAGGUAGCUUAUUGCGCAGCACAAAAAUAGAAACUGGAUGGAAGGAACAUGCAACACUUGGUAAACUCAGUUACAAGAAACCUUUAGAAGAAUCCAACAAUGAAAAAAAAGUAAAGGAAUUACCUAUAGCUGGUGAAGAACGUUUUGGAGGAGAUGGUGCACCUUCCGUUAAUGGUGAUGUUAAUGGUGAUGUUAAUGGUGAUGUUAACGGAGAGAAGAAGUAUCCAGUUCAAGAAAAUUCAGAUGAGGAAGAUGAGGACUCCACACCAUCAGAAGAGCGUUUACCUGGAGAUGGUGAGGCAAGCUGUGAUGACUGGAAUGAAGAUGAUGGUAUCGAUGACCUGUAUGAGGAUGAUAAUGAAGAUGAUAGUGAUACUGACUCAGACGAUGUCACCACUACCAGCAGUCUGUCUAACAAAACCUCCUCUACCAUAUGCUUUAAGUCUGCCACAAAGCACCAUUCUACUACUCAGAGUGAAACAACAAAUGAAGAGCCUGCUUAUUGCUGUAUCGAAACUCAGACUUCUUUAGAAGAGACCGUUCUGAAACCAGCUCUGUGCCCGAGUUUGUUUCCUAAUAUUCCGCCCACCAUAAAUUUUGUGGGAGAAGGAGAAAAAGUGGAACAAUUACCAUGGGCAAUACGAAAGCUGCUGAAGUGGCGCAUGAGCCCCAUCACACCAAACAUUGUGAAAUCAGCCAUAGCAAGAGCCCACUUUCGUGUCACAAAAAAAAACCAUGACUGGAUUGGUUGCUUUGGAAAACACAUGAAGUCAACAGGAUUUAAAUCCUUACGAGAAUACCAGAAGAUAAACCACUUUCCAGGCUCUUUCCAGCUAGGACGCAAGGAUCGACUGUGGAGAAACUUAUCAAAGAUGCAGUUAAAUUUUGGAAAACGGGAAUUCUCUUUCUUUCCACAAACUUUUGUGCUGCCUUCUGACUUUAAACUGCUGAAACGUGCCUUUGAAGAUGGCAGUUCUCGCCAGAAAUGGAUUGUUAAACCGCCUGCUUCGGCCAGAGGAAUAGGCAUCAAAGUCAUCAACAAAUGGAGCCAGCUGCCUCGAAGACGAGCUGUUAUCGUUCAAAAGUAUCUAGCCAAGCCACUUUUGAUCAAUGACAGCAAGUUUGACAUGCGGGUGUAUGUUUAUGUCACCUCCUAUGAUCCACUAAGAGCUUAUGUUUUCGAGGAUGGCCUUGCAAGAUUUGCUUCUUGCAAGUAUUCACAGUCUGCGAAGAGUCUGGGCAACAAGUUCAUGCAUCUGACAAAUUACAGUGUCAACAAACAUAAUGCUGAAUAUCAGAGCAACGCUGAUAACACAGAGUGCCAAGGUCACAAGUGGAGCCUCAAGUCACUAUGGAGCUACCUGAAAAGGCAUGGUGUCAAUACAGCAGCUAUUUGGGAAAAUAUCAAGGACAAAGUAGUCAAAACUCUCAUCAGUGCAGAGUCUUCAAUUAACAGCAUGAUUAAAAGUAGUGUUCGAAGCCGUUAUGUGGUCCAUGAACUUUUUGGUUUUGACAUCCUGCUUGAUGAGAACUAUAAGCCUUGGGUGCUGGAAGUCAACAUAUCACCCAGCCUGCACUCCAACUCACAGCUAGACGUCAUUGUCAAGGGGCGGUUGAUCUGUGACAUGCUGAACCUGGCAGGCUUACGAAUUCCAGACAAAAAUGAUGUUUCACAUGGAAACCAGCAGAAUGUUGCAACAUCAGAUUUAAGUGCACAUAUACCACCCAAUAACUUCUGCAUAGAUAAGCGAUUGCUUACCAACCAGCUGGCUUCAGAUGAACGAGCCAAGCAUAUUUAUUACUGCUCUAGACAUCAAGAUGAGCAGGCACUCCAGACUAUCCUUGACACUUUGACUCCUGAUGAUGUGAGGAUUCUUACAGAAUCUGUUGAUGAAGACAAUCGAAAGGGUGGGUUUGUACGAGUGUUUCCAACCCCAUCAACCAAAAAGUACUUGGGAUACUUUGAACAACCACGCUAUUACAACCUGCUUUUACAUCAGUGGAUUCAACGCUAUAAUCAUAUAGAGCAGAAAGGCAUUUCAUUGCUGCAAUCACUUUGUGAAGACAGGAUUCAUUUGGAAAGUCCUUUUGAUGGCCAUAGACACCAGUGGAUUAUGCCUAAUUAUGCAACUAUGCCAGCUACUCAUGACAUUCGCCAACCAGGAGCAUCACUGCCUAAGACCAAAGACAGCUCAGGAGGGAAAACAAAAGACACUCAGUCUGCGUCAAGACUACCACAAGUACGGAAUGGAGUGACCGGGCCAUCAUUUUGGUUUUCCCAGACUACUACCUCAGGGUUUUCUAACACAAACAGUAGUCCUUCUUUAAACUCUCGGGGACACAUCUCACAAAACACCUCCCAAGUUUUCACAAAACCUUAUCUUCAAAUAUCCAGAUGAUGACCCAUCCAUCUGCUUCCUCAUCAAAUCAAGUUCCUCAGUGUUACACUCUAAAAUUUUACUAUUGAUGUAACAUACUUAGCAGACAUUGCAAAAGAGACUGUAACUACUGCAACCUUGACAGUGACAAAAAUGGGUACUCUCUACAAGAUCAGCUGGAUCAGAAUCCCUUGACAAGCACGUUAUUCAGGGCUUGUGUGUGUUUGUCAGUAUGUUAUCUCAGGACUUCAUUGCUGUGAUAAUAAAACCCAUGUGAUUGUGCAUUAUACAUGUAUUGCUAUCAGGGCAUAGUACUAAAAAUCUAGGCAAGAUGUUCUAUAAUUUACUUUCUAAUUUACAUUAAUAGACCUUCAGCAUCACUUCAUGCUGUCUUGUGUGCCUAACUUCUUGAGAAAACCCAAAGAGUCAAGCUUUAUUAGUUUGUUAAAUAUGCUACCUUGCUUUCCCUUAUAAAAAGUGCAUUAUUAACCAUUUCGUGCCAAAGAAGUAUCUAACAAAUUAAAGUACCCUACCAUGCGGCAGUUUGUUUUAAUGCCUUACUUGCCAUCAUCUCAGAGACUAGAAACCAAAAUGAAUUCUGAAGAAGCUUCUGGUUGACUAUGGCAUUCAUAAAUGGUUUACUGUAAUGCCUGAAUUAUUCAGGAGCGUCUCCUCUUGCCAUGAAAUGCUGAGAUUAUUGUUUUUGUGCCAAACCCAGCAUUGUACAGUAAUUUGUUUUGCUAAAGGAUCUAAUAUUUUUGCAGGUUUUUUUUUUUCAGUAAACAUUAUUUUGUAUUCCAAUUUCUAGCUCUUCCCUAACCCACUUAUUUACUCCUGAAACAAUGUGUCUGAUGGGCUAGUAGUAAUUUUAACAUUGCAGAAGAAAAAUUCAUUUAUUUGCCAAGUGACAUUGCACAAGGAAUAUAUGUUAAUGAUGACCGCCACUCACUUCACAAAUACAAAUCUUACACAAACAAACACAGAUACGAAAUGCAAAUAAAAAAUGUCAAAGACAUUGAUCUUCUUGCACUCACAAUGUGACAAACAAUCCAUUAGCUGGGUGUGAUGCAUCAAUCCUACAUGCCCUGCACAAACUGUAGGUCACAUCCAAUAGCAAUCUAACAGUGUUUACCACACUUUUGCAAUUUUCUGCUUCUGGGUGCUGCUGCCAUUCCAUACUUGUGAUUGAGAAUAUUGAAACACUAUCAAUCACUGUCCAGUAAAACUGGACCAAAAUCUCUUUCCUAAGCCAGACUUUUUCUGGUGCAGAAAGUAAAGUUGUUGGGCCUUCUUGAUGAUAAACAGAACAUUGUUGUCCUAGCUGAGGUCGUUGGAGAUGGUUGAUCCCAAAAACCUGAAGACCAAUGUGCAGUCCCCUCAGCAUCCAGAUUAAAAAAAAAAUGGUGAUAGUUAUUACCCUCUAUGAAUGCUUUAUUGUACAGUCAGAGACUGUCCACCAGAGAAAUUGAUUUCAAACUUUGCAUGAAUGUUGAUUCAUUGACAAUACCAUUUUAUCUAUUUUCAGCAGUAGUAUAUAUAUGAAAAUAAUCAGAUUUUUGGUGAUGUCUAUUUAAUCUAGACUAGCAUCAUCAGAGUUAUGGAUACACAUUAAGAAAUAGUCACCAUACUUUAUUUAGCACUUCUAAUCAGCUUCAUCUUUUAUAUUGUGGAGCAAGCUGUUAGAAUUAUUGCAUAGUUUUGCACAUUUUGUAGUAUUCUACUUUGGUAAUCUGUACAUUUGCACAUAUAACAUAGAAAUAUUUAAAAAAUCAGUUGCUCUUUCAUAUGGUUUAGCAGGUAGCUUGUACUUGGGCCAUUUUUUUGCUCUUAUUUGCCUGGUCACUAGAAGAUAAAUAAAGGUUUUUCUUUUACUGGUUUUGUAAGAACAUCACGUUUAAUCACACAAGGUGCAGCAAAACUAUAUUUCAAAACUUCAGUUCUCUCCUUCCUCUAAGGGUCUGUGUAUUUUUUCUAUUCACAUUUUUUUAUGCAUUCUUACAUGUGUACAGAAAAUAUUUAUCUUGGCUGUUCCAAAAUCAGCAUUAUUAUAUCUGUGAUUACUUAAUUUUGCACAAUUUUUUAAAGUGGAUAUUUAUGCCACAUCGAAAUUUGACAUUCCGCUCACCUCUAUGCUUGGUAGUUGCCUGAUCUCCUAGAACAUCUACAAAUAUGAUCUGAUUAUAAAUACAUAAGCAUGUGCAUAUAGUUUUUAUUCAUGCAUCAGUACUGAAACAUUUCAAGUUGUGAUACCUGUAUUACAGCAAAUUCAUACACAGGAUGUGAUAUUUAAACAUGUAAACAACAACUGAAUAAAAUUUGUAAAAUAUUGUCACGCAGAGCACAAAUGUAUGCAAAAAAGAUUUUGUAUUUUAUUUCUUCAGUUUAAAAAAAAAUCCCUCUCUUCUUGUUCAUGUACUUAAAUUCAGUCAUGCUUUUACUAGCUUUAGGAACGUAAAGCUUCAGAAUUCUUCUAAUGCUGAUAAUUUGUGCUAAUAUUGUAAUGAGCAAUUAUAGCUACUUUUCAAACAAAUAAAAUCAGCAAAAGUUGUUUCUAGAGCAUGAAGUACUUCGUGUAAGUAAUAAGCUAGUUGAAAGUUCAUGGGUUAACGACAGGUCUUGAGCAGGAUACAGAAUCUUGUUGUCCCAAAAAUGUCAUACCGUGCUAUCACUAUUAAGGCUGAAUGUCAGAUGAUGUAAAAUUGUCAUUUUCAUAGAAGUAAUAUCUUUGUAUUUUAUUUUCCUACUUGCAGAAUUAAAAUUUCAUAACACAUCAGUUUCUCUUAAUGUAUUUCAUGAUUGAGUCAUUGCAAUUUUGGUGCUUGACAAAAAUAAGUCCUUUGUCUUUGUGAGAAUGCAAACAUAAGGGUUUUCAAAACUCUCUACUGUAAUUUUUUGCCAAAAAAGUUGUGGGUGUCUAACUUUCAUUGCUUGGUUAAAAUAUUUCUCUCAGAUGCAUUCCAGUAUUUUUAAAAAACUUAGAAUGCUGUAUUUUCUUCAUAAAUUUGUAUAAUCCAUGUUUCAAUUUUUCAAAAAGGAAAUGAUACCAACACAUAUAUUUUGUAUCAUUAUUUACUGAUAUCACAAGCAUGUGCAAAUAAAUAAAAAGCUGCUGAAAUGUA
This is a messenger RNA of Pomacea canaliculata, 6823 nucleotides long. Its product is annotated as tubulin polyglutamylase TTLL4-like. Bases 165 to 3725 code for a protein of 1186 amino acids. The record is from RefSeq and is a predicted model, not a curated record. The transcript has 18 exons. Gene Ontology annotation, biological process: protein polyglutamylation; microtubule cytoskeleton organization. Gene Ontology annotation, cellular component: cilium. Lineage: Eukaryota; Metazoa; Mollusca; Gastropoda; Architaenioglossa; Ampullariidae. Gene Ontology annotation, molecular function: tubulin-glutamic acid ligase activity; tubulin binding.